Molecule: messenger RNA, 5342 nt
Organism: Solanum pennellii
Lineage: Eukaryota; Viridiplantae; Streptophyta; Magnoliopsida; Solanales; Solanaceae
Exons: 2
Coding region: 28-5340 (1770 amino acids)
Biological process (GO): response to oxidative stress; lipid biosynthetic process
Molecular function (GO): heme binding; catalase activity; phosphopantetheine binding
Source: RefSeq, a predicted model, not a curated record
AAGCUGUUGUCUAGUCGAAAACCAGUAAUGAAGCAAGGUGACAGAGUUCUCCUAGUUUACGUCCCGGGACUUGACUUUAUUGAUGCUUUCUUUGGGUGCUUCAGAGCUGGAGUAUUGCCUGUCCCGGUACUUCCAUCAGAUCCAAUGCAAAGAGGAGGACAAGCACUACUCAAGAUUGAAAACAUUGCUAAAUCGUGCAACGCAGUGGCCAUUUUGUCGACUGCAGGUUAUCAUGCAGCUGUUCGAGCAGGUUCUGUGAAGAAUUUGAUAUCACUGAACCGUAAAAAUGGAUCAAGCUCCGGUCGCUGGCCUAAUCUUCCAUGGAUACACACAGACUCUUGGGUUAAGAAUGCCAAAGAAAUGCAUUCUAAUAGAAAUGACAAGUUUGAGCCUCAAUCGGACAAUGUAUGCUUUCUACAAUUCACAUCAGGGUCAACAGGAGAUGCUAAAGGAGUUAUGAUAACUCAUGGUGGCUUAAUCCAUAACGUGAAGUUAAUGCGGAAAGUAUACAAAAGCACAUCAAACACAGUAUUAAUAAGCUGGCUUCCUCAGUACCAUGAUAUGGGACUUAUUGGUGGCCUUUUCACAGCUUUAGUAAGUGGAGGAUCAGCAGUUUUGUUUUCUCCGAUGACAUUCAUCAGGAACCCUCUCAUGUGGCUCGAGACGAUGAGCGAGUACAAAGCAACUCAUAGUGCUGGACCAAACUUUGCGUUUGAGCUCGUUGUCCGUAGGUUGGAGGCUAACAAAGAGAAGCAAUGGAAGUAUGAUCUUUCAUCACUCAAAUUUCUAAUGGUUGCUGCUGAACCAGUAAGGCAGAAAACUCUCAAGAAUUUUAUUGAGCUCACGAGACCUUUCGGUCUUUCCCAAAGAGUGAUGGCUCCUGGGUAUGGAUUGGCAGAAAACUGUGUGUUUGUAAGCUGUGCUUAUGGGGAGGGAAAACCAAUCUUGGUGGAUUGGCAAGGAAGAGUAGGUUGCGGCUACGCGAAUCAAAAUGAGGCGGAUGUUGAUAUCAAAAUAGUUGAUCCGGAAAGUGGCGAGGAGCAUGAUGAAUCCGGAAGGGAAGGAGAAAUAUGGAUCAGCAGUCCUAGUGCAGGCAUUGGAUACUGGGGCAGGGAGGAACUGACUGAGAAAACUUUCAGAAACAAACUCGGUUCGCAUUCUGAAAAGGUAUACACAAGAACUGGAGACCUUGGAAGGAUAAUUGAUGGGAAUUUGUUCAUAACUGGAAGAAUCAAGGACCUCAUCAUAGUUGCUGGAAGAAAUAUUUACCCGUCAGACAUAGAAAAGACUGUCGAAAGCUCAUCCGAAAUCCUCCGCCCAGGUUGUUGUGCUGUUAUUGGAGUUCCAGAAGAGACCUUAUCCAGCAAAGGAGUACCAGUACCUGAUCACUCUGACCAGGUUGGCUUAGUUGUCAUUGCAGAAGUAAGAGAUGGUAAACCUGUUAGCAAAGACGUCGCCGAGGAAAUUAAGGCAAGAGUUGCUGAAGAACAUGGUGUUACUUUGGCUUCUGUUAAGCUGAUCAAGCCAAAAACUAUCAGCAAAACAACAUCUGGAAAGAUAAAGAGAUUUGAGUGCUUGAAACAAUUCAUUGAUGGAACACUGGAUGUGGUUCCAGAUCAAAUCUCGUCAAAGCGAAAGCUUCUUAGAUCUUUUACCACAGGUUCUUGCAGGGAGGGAAAUACACCAAGGCCACAUUUGAAUACAACAUCCUUUUCACCAACUCCAGGACUGAAUAAAAAGGAGAUUGUCGAGUUCCUGAAGGGACUCGUAUCGGAGCAGACAGGAAUCUCUAUCAGCAAGAUUACUACUACUGAAAGUUUAGUAUCUUAUGGUAUUGAUUCUAUUGGUGUAGUCAGGGCAGCUCAAAAACUUUCAGAUUUUCUUGGAGUUCAAGUUGGUGCAAUCGAUAUCUUCACAGCAACUUGCAUUGAGGACUUGGCAAGCUUCACAGAGGAUUUGGUUAUAAAAUCUCGACCUCACGAUGCAGCAAAUCCUUCUUAUCUUCCAGACUACUCAGAGGAUGAUUCCUGUAAUUUGGUGGCUGAAGAAGUUUCCCCAUCCCAUCGAUUCGGUAUCAUUUUAUUGCAACUUCUUGCUCUUGUCUAUGCCAUUUUCAUGCUGGUCCUUCCUGCAUACUCAUCCAUAUCUGUCUUUAAGAACCUGAUUUUGACAAAUGCAACUCUAGUGACUUCAUUUCCUUGGGCUGUUUAUGCAAUUUCCUUGAUCUUUGCACCAUUUGCUUGGCUUCUAUGCAUAUCUACCACCUGCAUAUGCAUCGGUACUCUUGGAAAUUUGGUCCUUCAACCAAAUUAUUCCCUGACCCCAGAGGUGUCCAUCUGGUCAUUCGAUUUUGUUAAGUGGUGGGCUCUAUAUAAGGCACAAGAAAUUUCAUCUAAAGUUAUGGCAGUGCAUUUGAGAGGAACAGUUUUUCUGAAAUACUGGUUUCAAGUAUUCGGAGCUAGGAUAGGAUCAUCGGUUGUACUGGAUACCGUCGAUAUCAGUGAUCCAGCACUUGUUUCGAUUGGAGAUGGAGCUGUUAUUGCAGAAGGAGCUUUAAUUCAAGGCCAUGAAGUGAAGAAUGGAAUCCUGAGUUUCCAUCCAGUUAGGAUUGGCAAAAACUGUUCAGUUGGUCCUUAUGCUGUACUCCAGAAAGGAAGCGUUUUGGCAGAAGGAACUGAGGUAGCAUCAUUACAGAAGACGGCAUCAUCAAAAUCAAACAGUCGUAAGAAGGUGAGGACUUCGAUCUCAGAUGUCGUUGAACCGGCAAAUGAAAUAGAACAUGGUCUCAUUACAGCUAUGUAUCACUUGAUGGGAAUCUACAUUGUCGGAUUCAUAAGCGCCCUCUCAGGAGCUAUCCUUUAUUUCUUGUACAUACUGUUAGCUCAAAAAUCUCCAUCUCUUCAUCACUUCUCCUUAAUAUGUCUCUCUGGAGCAUUCCACUGGCUUCCGUUCACUAUCAUCGCUUACAUGUCCAUUAUUUCUAGUACCACUUCAAGUCCGAUAAUCUUCGCUAUCUCAGUUGCAACUGUCUACCUGGCUCAUGGCUUGACUUUGAGCAUCCUUACCAUAUUUGUAAACACUUUUCUCUUACGAAACACCAAUGAUUCACUGAGAAUAUGGUUGAAACAUAGAAUUAACAUUGCCUGUCAUCUCAGAUUUGCUAAACUCCUUUCUGGAACUGAAGCUUUCUGCAUGUACUUGAGGCUCUUGGGAGCAAAAGUUGGAAACCAUUGUUCUAUCCGAGCCAUCAACGCGGUUUGUGAUCCGAAAUUGAUGUCACUAGGUGAAGGUGUCCAUCUAGGUGACUUCAGCAGGAUUAUAACCGGCUUCUAUUCCUCGAGUGGAUACACGAGUGGAAUAGUUGAGGUACAAGAUAAUUCAGUUGUUGGGAGCCAAAGUGUUGUCCUUCCAAGAUCACUUAUCCAAGAAAAUGUUAUUCUUGGUGCACUUUCAGUUGCUCCAAUUGAUUCUGUUCUUCAAAGUGGUGGUGUUUACGUUGGAUCUCAAUCCCCCGUCAUGAUAAAGAACACACGACAUGCCAUGGAUGAAAGGAUAGAAGAUAUGGAUCCAAAAUACAAGAAGAUAGUUGGCAAUCUAGCUGCAAAUUUGGCUGCAACCACUCUCAAGGUCAAAACAAGAUACUUCCAUAGAAUUGGUGUUAGUGGAAAGGGAAUGCUCAAAAUAUAUGACAACAUCAAAGGAUUUCCAGACCAUACAAUCUUUGUAUCCGGCAAACAAUAUCCUGUCAUAGUCCGGCAUAGCAACAGCUUAAGUGCCGAUGAUGAUGCAAGGCUCGAUGCUCGUGGUGCUGCAUUGAGAAUACUCUCUGAUCAUGCAAAUUCUGAUGAUGAAAAGCCACUUCUAGAUUUGACAUUGAAGACAGGGGAAGCAUUCUAUGCUAGGACUAUCUCUGACUUCGCGACAUGGCUUGUUUGUGGCUUAGCAGCAAGGGAGGAGCAUGUGAAACGCGUGCCACAUGUUCGCGAUGCAGUAUGGACAUCACUACGUGAUUCGAACUCAUAUACAGAGAUGCACUAUUACUCAAAUAUAUGCAGGCUUUUCAGGUUUACAGAUGGACAGGAAAUGUAUGUGAAGUUCAAGUUGAGGCCCAGUGAUGAAAACAUUGGAAAGGAUUCUGGUAAAGUUGAGCCUAUUGGAAUACUUCCUCCAGAAACAGGUGCAAUUCCUAGGAAAGAUAACGACACACGCCCGUUACUUUUCCUUCUUGAUGAUUUCAAGAAAAGGGUAAGUUCACAAGGCGGUGUUCGCUACAUUUUCCAACUACAAUUCAGGUCUGUGCCUAAGGAUGAAGCAACACAAGACAUUGCACUUGACUGCACUAGGCCAUGGGAUGAAGCUGAAUUCCCAUAUGUUGAUGUUGGAGAAAUCGUCGUUGAUCAGAACCUCACCAAAGAACAAUCAGAGCAGCUGGAAUUCAACCCCUUUCUUCGAUGCCACGAGAUUGAUGUUGUGAAGGCAACAUCAGCCUCUCAAAGUGCAUCCAUCGAUCACGGUCGUUCAUUGAUCUAUGAAAUUUGCCAACAUUUGAGAAAUGGUGAACCACUUCCAGAAGCCUGGAAGAACUUCAUAGAACAAUCAGAUGUAAAAGUUGAUCUCUCUGGUUGUCCAAUUGCAUCAGCAGCACUACAAGUAAAACAUCAUCAAGAAGUAGCUCUAUCAAGAACAUGGUAUCAAACUUCUUGGUCCACUUUUGCUCAGCCAAUACUCCAAACAUUCUUACCAUACUUCCUCUUCUCAUAUUCAAUACAUAGUCCUCUAAACUGGCUCAUAUGUUCAACAACAAGCCAUCAACUAUACUGGUUUUUCCCAUUCUUUUGGAUAUCCUCAGGGGUGAUAGCAGCAUUGACUUGUGUGUUAGCAAAACUAGUUUUCACAACAAGAAAGAAAGAUGGAGGAAAAUCACUCAUAUGGAGCAAAGGACUACUAAUGGAAACAUUAUGGCAAGCAUUUAGGACACUUGUUAGUGACUAUUUCAUGGAAAUGACAACAGGAUCAUUCUUGUUUGUCAUAUGGAUGAAACUUAUGGGAUCAGAAGUUGAAUUAAGUCAUCAUCAAGGGGUUUAUGUAGAUAGCAAUGGAGUUCUGUUGAAUCCUGAGAUGAUAGAGAUUGAAGGAGGAGGAUGUAUAGGCAAAGAAGCAUUGUUAUUUGGACAUAUAUAUGAAGGUGAAGGUGAAGUGAAAUUUGGUAAAGUUAGAAUAUGUGAAGGAAGUUUUGUGGGGAGUAGAGCUGUGGCAAUGCCUGGUGUAGUAGUAGAAAGUGGUUGUUGUUUAAAUGCUCUUUCACUUGCAAUGAAAGAAGAAAUUGUUAAGUCAAGAUGAAA